This is a messenger RNA of Carassius auratus (goldfish), 1459 nucleotides long. RefSeq names its product C-type lectin domain family 4 member E. The coding region runs from base 261 to 899 and encodes 212 amino acids. The record is from RefSeq and is a predicted model, not a curated record. The transcript has 6 exons. NCBI's taxonomy places the organism in Eukaryota, Metazoa, Chordata, Actinopteri, Cypriniformes, Cyprinidae.
CCAAAGGAUUUUGUAGCCAAUGCAAACUAUUAACAAACAACAACUUAUGAAAAUAAAAGGCAUGUAAACUAUCACAAAAUGUUUGAAAAUAUACCCCACACCACUAAAAACCAGCUGACUGGAAAUUUUGCAGAUGCUGUUAUUUGGUCAGUGUGGUUAAACGAACCCCACAGAAACGUGUCUUUCUUCAUGAGUAUUUUGUUACAAGGCUUCAGUUCUCUCUUAUUACUGCGAUAAAACAAUCUCUCUUCAGAAAAAAGAUGGCUGAAAAUAUUUAUUUAAACUAUUUAUCAGACACCAAUCUGACAUCAGCGGAUAAAGAUGAGAGGCACUGUUGUGAACCAAUGCUGAGGAAAUUCUCUGUUCUCCUCUUCCUGUCUCUGUUAGUGAAUGCAGUGUUGGCAUACCUGUGCUUGCGUUUAGAUUCUCAACCAAUAAAGAAAAUACAUUCCAUGAUUAUUAAAAACCACAGUCUACCAAACUACUGCUCAGAUUUACAAGAGAAGUGGAUCAGAGCACAGGGCAGAUUCUAUGUUUUAUCCACUGAUGUCAUGGACUGGAACAGCAGCAGACAGCGCUGUCAGGAUCUGGGUGGAGACCUGGUGAUCAUCAACAAUGAAGAUGAACAGGAUUUUCUGUCUAAAAGAGUAAAUGGUAUCAGUGACUAUCACUGGAUUGGCCUGACCGACAGCCAGACGGAGGGCAUGUGGCUUUGGGUGGACAACAACCCCUUAAACGCCAGCCUCUUAUGGGAGUCUCCCCCAGAUGACUGGAAGAGUGAAAAUCCUUUGCAUGGUGAAGACUGUGUCAUCUUAAAGGGCGAAAGAUGGGGGGAUGUCUCUUGUUUGAGGAAAGAGAAGAGGAUCUGUGAGAUUCCAUGCUCAGUGACACAGAUCUAAAAUAAGCAGUUAGAUCACUUUUAUUGAUUGUAUUUAGAUUGUAUUGAUUUGUCCUUAAACUUUAAACCUGUUGUGAUUUCCGUCGAAUGAGUUGUAAUCAUGUAUCAUGCAUGUAUGUUAUAUUUGUAAACAAAGUCACAAAUGUACACCUUGUGUACUGUUUACAACAAGAUUGUUGCAUUCCAUUCUAUUUUAUAUUCAAUUUUUUUAUUAAUACUAUUCCAGACAUGUUUUCUUAAAAAGCCAAAAAUGAUUUAAAUAUUUCCCUGUCAUUUGCAUGCAACAUCCCAGAAUAAAGAAUUCAUACAAUAAGCUUCCGACAAUAGCAAUCAGAAAUGCUGACAUACUCUGAGGAAGGCUGGAGGCCAAAGGUUUUUAUUUACUUAUAACAUUUUAAAGCUUCAGAUAAUAGCAAUCAGAAAUGCUAAUACUCUGAUUAGGGCUGGAGGCCAAAGGUUUUUGUUUAUUUAUAUACUUAUUUUUAUUUUAACAAUUUUAGUCCUUGAUGAGGUCAGAGGAGAAUGGGCAGACUGGUAAAAGAUGAUAGAAAGGCAACAGUA